Molecule: messenger RNA, 2316 nt
Organism: Orbicella faveolata
Lineage: Eukaryota; Metazoa; Cnidaria; Anthozoa; Scleractinia; Merulinidae
Product: protein N-terminal glutamine amidohydrolase-like
Cellular component (GO): cytosol; nucleus
Molecular function (GO): protein-N-terminal glutamine amidohydrolase activity; protein-N-terminal asparagine amidohydrolase activity
Source: RefSeq, a predicted model, not a curated record
UUCUUGUUGUUGUAUCUGUGAAACCUCGAUGAUACAGGAACACUAUGAUUUUUACAGAAAUUAAACGUCGGAAAUAAAAGGUCCGGAAUUUUAGCGGCCGAAAUUUUGGGCAAGUACAGUCAACUCUCGUUAUAGUGGACAUGCUCAGGGACGUUUGAUGUCCGUAAUAGCGAGAGUCCGUAGUAGCAGGAGUCAUUUCCAGUCAAACCUCUAUAGCUUUCGCCGGGGAUCUGGAUUUUGUCCGUAAUAGCGGGUUGUCCUUGGUUGUCCGCAGCACAGGACCGCAGGGACUGACCAAACCAAACGCGCGGGAUCUGGGAAUGAGAUCCAAGAUGGCGGACAAGAGAGAGGAUGAACAUCUAAUCCUUGAAGCAGUUCAUUUUACUGCCUUAAAACAUAGAGAUCAGCGACGGAAAGACCCCGAGAAAACACCGUACAUUAAUCAUCCAAUCGGAGUAGCUUAUAUCCUGUGGAAAGAGGGUGGCGUUCAAGACACGGACGUGCUUCAGGCAAUGCAGGCUAAAACCUCGGUGGAAGCUAAAGGAGACAUAUCACUUUCUUCCUGCGUAUAUACGAGCUGUUAUUGUGAGGAGAAUGUUUGGAAAUUAUGUGAACAGAUAAGGGAUGAAAGAGAGCAAAAUCUAGAUGAAUACUAUGCAGUGUUUAUAUCUAAUGAAAAAAGACAGGUUCCUUUAUGGAUGCAAAAAUCAGCUAAGGAUCCCUUAGCCCCAGUUGUGUGGGAUUACCAUGUACUUUUACUACGUCGAGUGGGUGACAAGGGCUUCAUAUAUGAUUUGGAUUCCAUUCUUCCUUUUCCUUGUCCAUUUGAACAAUAUGUUCACCAAGCAAUACAGAAUGACAGACAACUUAAAAAACACUUUCACAGAAAAUUCCGAGUGAUACCAGCAGAGUCAUUUCUUAGGACCUUUGCUUCAGACCGAUCACACAUGAAAAAGCCAAAUGGAGAAUGGAUUAAAACUCCUCCCCCAUACUCGCCAAUCAGAACAGCAGGAAGCACAAUGAACCUUCAGGAAUUUAUUGACAUGACUGCGGGUGAAGGCGAAGGACAAGUUAUGGACUAUAAAUCAUUCAUCAAAAAUUAUACUUCAAAUGAUUGACUUCAUUUGAUCCUUUUCAAUCUAUAGAUCCUCUCUAUACACCUAAUUUAUUGGCAAAAGUUUCUCUGAUGGGUGUUCAGGAAAGUGUAGGACUUCUUUUGUGCUUUCACAACCUGCAAAAUAUUUACAAGUCCAUAUUCAUAGAUAGGUUACACAUUCAAGUACACUAGGAAUGGUAAUGCUGUAAUUGAUCAUAUAACAAGCCGAACCCUAUUAUAAGUAGACUGAAACGUCAAUUUCUCAUAUUGUACAGAAAAAUUUAACAAAGUGACUGAAAUAGGUAAUUUACUAUGUGUUGUAACUUUCUAAAACAAACACAUGAACGAAAAGGAAGAAUAGUGUUUAGUGAAUGAAACAUGUUGCAUAUAUUUUGCUAGUCAAGUAUACUUCUAUGUUGUGUAAUUAUAUCAUUUUUAGAAAAAACAAACAAAAAAACAUAACACUGUCUGGAGGAAAGUUUCAACAGCCUUUACUGACUCGUCAGUCGGUACGAGAAAAAUUAUAAAAUAGCACAUGAAUAAACUUUGUAGAGUGAACUUAGAAUUGCUGGUAAGAAAUGUAGUCACUGUGACAAUACAGCGGGAUACUGCAUACUACAACAAGAGAUUUCAUCUGUUUGCCUGUGGAUGUGAUUUGAUUUGCAUACAGCAAUUUCGAGAAAGGUUGUCGGAUGAAAGUGUCGCGUCUCCGCGACAAGACCCAAUGGUAGUCUGGGUUUUCAUGAAAAUUUUGCAUACCGGUGCAGAGGAAAUCUACAAAUUUGUAUUUUUGCGCGUGAAGUAUUAGCAAGGAUACAUUAGAUUUUCCACUCAUUCGACCAUUUUUCCGUAGCUUUUCUUCCACUGUUACAUGACUUUUAGUUUAAAAACCUUGUUAAGUCAGUGGGGAAAAGAACCUUGGUUCCGAAGUCUGAAGAAAAAGAAAACCUAAGAAAUGUUUCUUGCCAUUUUGUCAUACUGAUUAUUAAAGUAUUCAGCGCGUGUAGCAGUUAUCUUCUAUCCAUUGCCGGGGUUGUCGCGUGCACUUUUGCGCUUUAUUCCGACAACCGUUCUCGAAACAGCUGUAUCAUAUGAUGAAAAUUCUUGCUGGCAUAAUCUAAAGCGCUAAAGCAAUUAGUAGACCACAAAGCUAUUGUCCUGACGAUAUCGAACUUGUAGGAAAAUGAGGCGAGACUGAAAAUAAAAAGUGAAAAGGCCAA